GCCACGACGGAGCCCAUGGAGGAGUUCGCGUCGCCCGAGGCGCUGCCCGAGCGCGCCUUCUUCCCCAAGGCCUACCUGCAGCAGUACCGGCGGCAGCUGAACGAGCUCAUCAAUCGCAUGGAGCGGCUCGUCGAGGAGGAGGACAACCUCGAGACGGACUCGGACGCCGCCGAGCUCGAGUGGAACGGCGCGCAGCUCGCGGCGCUGCCCGGCCAGACGGUGUGGCACAACCUGCGCGCGCUGCGGGACUGCCGCGUGCUGCUGGAGGACGCGGCCGCGCAGUUCACGCUCAAGAUCCGCGAGAGCGCGGAGCUCGUGGCCGCCGAGCCGCAGCUGCUGGCGCUCGAGCGCACGCCGAGCAGCUCGUCCAUGCCCGUGUCCGAGUACAGCUCGGACGACGCUCUAGAGGAGGAGGAGGCGGAUGACGCGCUCGACGAGUUCCAGGACGUGGAGCCCGUGCGGGGCCGCAAGGCCGCCGUGGCGCUCAACAACGACGUGACUGCGCGCGUGCAGAGCGCGCUGCGGGACGAGGACGAGUUUGAGCGCUUCAAGGCCAACGCGCUACAGUUCGGCAUGGGCAACGAGUCGGCCGAGCGCUUCUACGCGUACUUGGCGCAGCACAUCCCGGCGCCCGUGCUGGACUCGAUCGUCGUGGACUUUGCGCGGCUGCUGCCUCAGGCGGCGCUGAGAAUGCCGCUGCUGAAGGAGCACUACCAGCACAUGAAGAACGAGCUGGCUAGACCUAGCAUGGCGCACUUCAGGAACAAGAGCUACAGCAUGGCCAUCACGUCCCGCUCCUCCACAUCGUCAAGUAUUGAUGAAGCUGGCAGCAGCGAUGAGGAAGACGAGGAGUACCCGUCUACGAUCCGGCUGCGUACGUUCAACCACCUCGUCUUCGUCAUCCACGGCAUUGGCCAGCACAUUGACUUCCGUGAUGGCGAGUUUAAGUCGUGGAACGGAGAAACGGGGGUGGAGGGCGGCAACCACGCGUUUCGAGAUAUGUUCCGUUCUAUGCUGGAGACGACCUUCCAAGACAUCCCGCUGGCUCUGGAGAUGCAGUCCAUCGAGUGGCAUGAAGAUCUUCACGAACCGACUGGCGUGGAUAAUAUUUUCGACCUGAUUUCCCCAGAAGGGGCCUCAGCAAUUCGUGAAUUCAACAAGGAGACCUUCAUGGACGUUCUCUAUUAUCUAUCGCCGCGGUAUGGCCAACUGAUCGUCGAUUCAGUCACGCAGCAGCUCAAUGACAAAUAUCGCGUCUUCAUGAACGAGCACCCAGGAUGGGACGGCAAAGUCUCUAUAUUUGCUCACUCAUUGGGCUCAAUGAUUUCCUACGAUAUCCUGACGCAUAAGCCGGGUGAGGUCGCCAGCAAUGGAGUUCGUUUCCCUGGUCUUGAGUUUGAAAUCGACAACUUCUUUGGAGUCGGAUCUCCUGUUGGCGUGAUGAUUCUGGCAAGAGGAGACCUCAACAUUGACGACGGAGAGUUCACCCCAGGAAUCAAAAUUCCAACGUGCCGUCGGUAUUUUAACGUUUACCACCCGAUCGACCCGAUUGCGUACCGUAUUGAGCCAUUGAUCAAGCAAGAAAUGCACGACAAGGAACCAGUGCAGUUGAUGCAGUACAGUGCAGUCAAGGAGCACACCUUCGGUCAGUUACAGGAGGCUUGGGAGGGCUUGAAUGGCCCAGUGCAUGGAUUCCAGUACCGUCAUGACUACGUAUUGCGCCGUCGAAAGCGCGAGCAAGGUAUGAUGGAAGUGGCGUUCGCUGCUGCCUCACACUCGUCAUACUGGAUGAGCGACGAUGUUGUCCUCUUCACUCUUAUGCAGUUGUGCCAGCCUGUGGUUGACACUUUGCACCGGUACAUGAGUGCUCGAGUCCCGUUGCCAAAGCUCAUGAGAAGCAUCGUGGAACUCACGCCCCACACGAAGGUGCUGCUGUCUGCAACAGCACUCGUUCGUGACCGUUGCACGGGUCUGUCGCGAGAGCAGAUCGUGCUGAUUGACAAGGACCGCCUGUAUUUCCUGUCACGACUGAGUGAAGUGGCGUGUCGCUGCAAGUGGCGAAUCAAACUGACUGCGACGACAAAGGCCGUGUACGGUGAGGACUCCUUCAUGAUGAACAUUAUACCCAGCGAAGCUGCUGCUGCAGAACCCGGCGCACCGCCAACGUCGAACAACGCCAUGCAGCCUGAAGUGCACGUUUUCAAGGCUCCGUCGACGCCAGUUCGCAAUGCGUGGAUGAAGGCUAUCAACCAAGCUAUUGCCAAGAUCGGCAGCUCUGUUGCAGAGGAGUCGUGUGACGCGUUCCCCAGAGACACGGCUAACCUCGUCGAUCUCCCGACUGGAAAGAGUAUGGAUUAUUUCAAUGCCAUCAAGGCGGGGUUCCUCAAGGAGAAGACAGCUAACGGGUGGUACGACUCGUGGAACGAUCGAUGGCUCGUUCUCCAAGAAGACCACCUGUCCUGUUACGAAAACUCGCCGAAGCUUGACUUUGUUGGACAGUUUCCACUUCAUAGGACGAAGGCAUUCUGCUUCGAGCGGGAGUACCUCAUCCGAGUGGUAGCUCGUCGCGGAGCUGCGUGCGAGAUGCGAGUGCAGAACCAGGAAUCCUUCAACCGCUGGGUGGAAGUCUUCGAACGGAUCCCUUCGGUUGAGAUCUUCCGCCACGAGGAUUUAUUAGAAAACAGCCCCAAGGCUGCUAAAUCGGGUGAAUGGCUUCAAACCAAGAUCGAGGGGCAUCAGAUCAAGCUGGACGAGAACGACCAAGAGUAUGUCGCCUUCGUUAUUCAGGUGGCAUCCUCGGCAGCUGGCACAAGUAUUGUUCAGCGCCGCUACUCGGAGUUUGCCAAGCUGCAUCGCCAGCUGCGCAAGAUGUUCCAACACGAGCAGAUCCCAGCGCUGCCUGGCACACGAAUGUGGAACAAGUUCGAACCGACCUAUUUGAAACAGAAAGCUAUCGGCCUGCACGGCUACCUGAACGAAGUGUGCAAACGGUGUGCCAACACGCGUGCUCAACCGAUACUCCUAGAGUUCCUAGAGCUCGCCCCACCGACCCCCUCUGAAAAAGAACCGAAGAAGUCGCCGAAGGAGGAAAAGACCGACAAGAAUUAA
This is a messenger RNA of Phytophthora sojae, 3108 nucleotides long. RefSeq lists its product as hypothetical. Lineage: Eukaryota; Oomycota; Peronosporomycetes; Peronosporales; Peronosporaceae. The transcript is spliced from 8 exons. The record is from RefSeq and is a predicted model, not a curated record. Gene Ontology annotation, molecular function: glycerophospholipase activity; metal ion binding; phosphatidylinositol binding. Gene Ontology annotation, cellular component: cytoplasm. The coding region runs from base 16 to 3108 and encodes 1030 amino acids.